Aureobasidium vineae is the source of this 1495-nucleotide messenger RNA. Lineage: Eukaryota; Fungi; Ascomycota; Dothideomycetes; Dothideales; Saccotheciaceae. The record is from the annotation of a GenBank genome assembly.
CUGCAAUCCAGGUGUCAUCAUGUGGCUGCUUCUCUUCGUGCCUCUCAGGGCACCCUGCUGGCCCGAUUGUCCAGCAUCCUACUUUCAUCUCAUCGCAUGGCGCAGUGUUCUUCGUGGUGUCGUGCAAGGCUGGGCGAGCAACUCGAUCCUGAAGUAUUGCUGGAACUUCCGCGGCUCGUCAAAAUCCAGCAUCUUAUGGCUCGUUGCUAUGGUUGCUGUCCAUACUGUGUUCAACGCAGCAGCUCUCGCAGAAGGUAAACAGACUAUCGCGCUUUGGAACCUAAAGAUCUACCAUGAUGUCUUGCUCGACAUCUUCAUCCAACAGAUCUUACUCGUGCUUUCGUUGCGCAUAAUCCUCAGCAUCUUCAUCAGGGUCCCAGGUCCAGCUCUUGCGAAACUCACCUUCUUCUGGGAGGUCUGGCAUCUUGCCAAGAAAACUUAUGAACAAGCUGUUUUUCAAGCUCAUAUAACAUACGUCGCCAAGGCCCAGUUCCCGCCGGAACUCCAAGACCAUCUCGAACUUAGAUACUCCCAUCCAUUUCUCGCCCUGGCUCAGGUUUUCAAAGACGCAUACCAGCGCCCUGCCCUAACGGAGCAUCUCAUGAGUGAAGCCCUCAGCAACGAAUCAACCAUCGAUGCUUGUACCGACAAUCUACUCGACAAAUUCGCCGAAUGCUCCGACAAAGAUGGUAUUCAUAUAACGAAGCUGCUCGCUUGCUUUUGCUGGGAGAUGAUGGGUGCUGCCACUACUGGUCACCGUUUCAGGUUCUCGGACAGUGCAGAAGGCCAUCUUCUUGCUGAAAAAUUGNCAAACUUCAGGAGCAAGUCCAUUCGCAACGGGUCGUUCUUCUNNGUUUUCUACCCAUGGAUCGCCAAGAUAAUAGCUUGGUUUUCUUCCCAGGAUAGCAUUGCGGCCUGGUUCUCGUCGACCAAAAAUACAAUGAUUCAGAGCUGCUCUUUGACUGAGGNNAGUGCUUUGGAGGCAGGUUCACAAGAUGUGCAAGAUUGUCUCCUCAGCGACGAGUUCGAGUCUUUCUAUACCAAGUUUGGCAUUCAUGCCUGCCCGAGAGACUACUGUCAUAGCGUCUUGUCAUUUUUCAUCGGAACAGCCGACCCUAUCGCUACACAUCUCCAGACUGUCAUGGCAUACCUCGCAACUCAUCCUGAAUCACAAACCCUGAUCAAUGAAGAGGUGCAGUCAUCUUUUAGGGAAACCGCGUUGACCAUGGAGAACCUGCUGGAUUUGGGCUCGCAACUUCCGUAUCUGGACGCAGUCUUACGUGAAUCAGACAGACUGGUGGCUUCAGAUGGACUCGUUCUGAACUACAUCGCCAAAGAGGCAGUCGUCUUUGAUGGAUGUCGCAUCCCUGCAGACUUCUUAGNNUCUACCAUUCGCCUGACAAAACUUGCCGCUGGCCUUGACCAAUCUCGAUCUAGCGAAGGUGCCAAAUGGGAUUCUCAAAGAUGGCUCAACAAGGAAAACAUGGUUGUGAGU